Molecule: messenger RNA, 5971 nt
Organism: Rhineura floridana
Lineage: Eukaryota; Metazoa; Chordata; Lepidosauria; Squamata; Rhineuridae
Product: zinc finger protein with KRAB and SCAN domains 8-like
Exons: 4
Coding region: 704-2497 (597 amino acids)
Biological process (GO): regulation of transcription by RNA polymerase II
Molecular function (GO): RNA polymerase II cis-regulatory region sequence-specific DNA binding; DNA-binding transcription factor activity, RNA polymerase II-specific
Source: RefSeq, a predicted model, not a curated record
CCUCCCCUCCCUGGGUGAGACUCUUGACUUCUCUCUCAGCUUUAUGAGCGCUUUGAAACGGCAACAGAUUCCUCUCCGGGAAUAGGGGUCGGUACACACCUUAAGCCUGCAAGGGGUGGCGAGUUUCCAAAACGAGCAUCUCUGGAAGGGUAAUAAAGAGAGAGAGGGGGAACCUGCAAGACAACGAGGACAUCCCUGGUGAUGUGAUGCUCUUAGGGUAGGGCUUUAGGACAGGUGUCUGGGGCCCCAUGAAGUAGAAUGAGCUGGAGGGCCCCCAAACCUGGCAGGGCUCGCUUGCCACAUUAUUAAGUGAAGUACUACAGUGGUUAAGGUGUUGGACUACGAUCUGGGAGACCAGGGUUCGAAUCCCCACACAGCCACGAAGCUCACUGGGUGACCUUGGGCCAGUCACUGCCUCUCAGAGGAAGGCAAUGGUAAACCACCUCUGAAUACCACUUACUGUGAAAACCCUGUUCAUAGGGUCCCCAUAAGUUGGAAUCGACUCGGAAGGCAGUACAUUUACAUUUUACUACACAUUACCAUCUAAAUAGCACCCCCACCAUGACUAUUUCAAGGCUGCUGAUUCUGCAUAAAGCUUUAGAGGAAGCCUUCUGAGAGACCGGGAGUUCUUCCAUGCUUGAGGCAAGGCUGGAAAAGAAAAGAUUGCUGAAGGAAGAGAGGAACGGCACCCCCAAUUCUAGCAAUGGUGGGCUCGAAAGUGUCGGAAGGAACUGAGAGUGCAGCAAAUGCCCCACAGCUUCUACACGUCAGGAGUCUUGGAGAGUUACAGACUGCCCUCUCUCCAGAGCAUAUAAAACGUGAACCAGAAGAGGAGCUUCAGGAGCGAUGGGAAGGGCAGUGGCAGGAGUUCCUGAGGAUGCUACAGGCCUCUUGCCUGGGUUGGGGGAGCCCUCAGCUAUCCAAGGAGCCUUCGCCGUGGGAGGAUACUCAGGCGUUCCUGGUCUCCUUUGAGCAAGUUGCCUCAGCCUGCCGGUGGCCUCAGGACAAGUGGGUGACCCUCCUCCUGCCGGCUCUCAGCGGAGAGGCCGAGCAGGCCUUCAGUAGCCUCAGUGCCUGGGACAGGGGCGACUACGGGACGGUGAAGGCAGCCAUCUUGCGAGGGGAGGCCAUCUUGAGGGAGAGGCAGCGCCAGCACUUCAGGCAGCUCCGUUAUCGGGAGGCGGAGGGGCCGAGAGGGGUUUACAGUCAGCUCCGGGAGCUUUGUGGCCGGUGGCUGAAAAUAGAGAGGUGCACGAAAGAUGAGAUUCUGGAGCUGCUGAUCCUGGAACAGUUUCUUAGCAUCCUGCCAGUAGGCAUGCAGAACUGGGUCAGGGAACAUAAGCCAGGGGACUGUGCCCAGGCAGUGACCCUGGCAGAGUGUUUCCUCUUGAGGCGGCAUGAGGCGGAAGCAAAGGUGUUUGUACCAUCCCUGGAGAUGGCCGUGGACCCUUCCGAGUCAGGCCUUGAUCCACCACUUGAUGUUUGGACCGGGUUGCUUUGCCAGAAAGCGAAGCAGGAACGAGAUGAGGCCGCGAGACCACCAAGUAGCAGGCAGGUGUGGGAGAACCAGAUGAGUACCCUUCACCGGGAAGGUUCUGAGCAAAGGGAACCAAAUGAUGCAUCUCUGGGUAGAGACGAGGAUUUUCAGUAUUGUAAGAAAGAAGUAAUGUUUGGGAGUCGGCAGGAAGAAGUGAACAAGCAGGAGGAAAAUGAUGAGAAGGGUGUGGAUGGAUCAGUUUUCUGGGCAGGAAGUUACAAAGAAGAAAGACAAUCCACAGAACAGCAAAGAUUCCAGUACAGUGAGGCACAAAAUGCCCCUUCUGACUGUGGCAGAAACUUGGGACACCAUUCAAACCUUAUGAAACAUCAGAGCAUCCACACCACCAGGGGAAAACUGCACACACCUUCCUGCUGUGGGAAUGGCUUCAGUCAGACACAGGAACUCAUUGCAGAGGUGCAAAUUCAGGCUGAGGAGAAGAAAAGGCACACAUGCUCCCACUGUGGGAAAACCUUCAGUUGUGGAUCCCUUGUUAAAGAACAUAUGAGAAUCCACACCGGGGAGUCUCCAUACAGAUGUUCAUACUGUGCCUGUUACUUCGGCCGUUAUUCGGUCCUGCGGGAUCACAUCCGAACACACACGGGAGAGAGGCCGUACGAAUGCUCAGAGUGUGGGAAGACCUUCAGCCAGAAGCACUACCUGUCAGCCCACGAGAAGAUGCACAAGGGAGGAAACCCAUACAAGUGUGUUCACUGUGGGAAGAGCUUCCCUCGGCGGUUCAUCCUUGUAAGACAUGAGAGAAUCCACACAGGUGAGAAUCCAUUUGUUUGCUCGGAAUGUGGGAAGAGCUUCAACCAGAAGGGAAACCUUGUGACUCACAUGCGGUUACACACAGGAGAGCAGCCGUACGAAUGUGCCCACUGUGGGAAGAGAUUUCGGCAGAAGGCAAGUCUCAGUUCCCACGAGAAAACCCACAAUGGAGUUAAAAGAACCAUUUAACAGAGGACUGUGCUGGUUGUACCUGGUAUAACUGAUUAUAUCGGGGUCUAAGUGGGGUUAUUGAGCAUGGGUACUGGGUUGUGGAUGGCUUAAGCAGUCAUCAGUUGCACAGGCCUAACCUGGUAUUUCAGACUGGGGUGGGUGGGGGAGUUGUUCAUCUGUUUCCUUUAGGUCUGAGAAGGACACAACUGCCUUGAGCAGUGAAGAUGCUGUGCAUCGGUGCUCACCCCUUUGAAGACAAAUGUGCAAACCUCUAAAGUGAAUUGAGCCUGGGAGUGACCAAUUCUUCCUGGUUCCAGCAGAAGCUGGCUGCUCAGGUUGCUGAUUGGCUGGACCUCAUGGCAAUCAUGGAGUUGCUUUCCCCUCCUCAACACUUCAGAAUUCUUUUUUUAAAAAAAUUGAGCCUGGGAGUGACCAGUUCUUCCUGUUUCCAGCAGAAGCUGGUUGCACAGGGUACCGAUUGGCUAUACCCUAUGGCUAUCAGAGAGUUACUCUCCCCUCCUCAGAGCUCUUUUUAAAAAAGUAAAAGUUAUGUGUGUGUGUGUGUGUGUGUGUGUUUAAAAUGUAGUGCUGUAUGCUUUAACUGUUCAAGUUGCCCAGAAACACCUUGCGUCAGGUGAUACAUUUAAUUAAGUAAUUAAUAAACAAAGAACCUGGACAGAUAAAUCCAUUUUGCAAAACGUGCAGAAUAAGAGUUGCACCUUGUGGUGCAGAAGGUUAAAGGGAAAAAGGAUGCUUGAAGCAAUGUGUCACCAGAGGAGCAAAGGCAGGAAGAAGCUGAACUGGAAAAGCUUACAUGGCGCAGGAAGUUUUUUUAUUUAUUUAUUAUUUGAUUUACAUCCCGCCCUUCCUCCCAGCAGGAGCCCAGGGCAGCAGACAAAGCACUAAAAACACUUUAAAACAUUAUAAAAAUAGACAUUAAAAUACAUUAAAACAACUUUAAAACAUUUUUUUUAAAGCUUUGAAGACAUUUUUUUAAAAAAGGUUAAAAAACAUUGUUUUUUAAAAAAAGGUUUAAAAGCAUAUUAAAAAGCAAUUCCAACACAGAAGCUGACUGGGAUAGCAGACUGGGAAGUUGUAUCAGGUUUUGGCUUUAUGUAGGAGGGAAGCCAUGCCAAACCUGGAAUGUUUGGGAGCAACUUCAACAGGCAUCCAGAACCAGGAAACCAGUGAGCUAGUGUGGCAUUGUGGUUAGAAUGUUGGACUAGGACUUGGGAGACCAGGGUUCAAAUCCCCACUCAUGCAUGAAGCUGACCUUGGGUCAGUCACUGUCCCUCAGCUUAACAUACCUCACAGGGUUGUUGUGAGGAUAAAAUGAGGAGGCAGAGAGACCCACUUUGAGCUCCUUGGAAAGGGAUAUAAAUGGAACAAAUAAUAAAACCUUCAUGACAGAGUUCAGUGGAGUUUACUGUCCAGUAAGAAUGCAUAGGGCUGCAGCUUUAAACUGGUCAUUCCAUUUCCCCUGGGAAUUCUGGGGAAUUUAGAUCUUGGGCAAGGGUGGGAACUCUCCGCCUCCUAAGGCCACACCUCUCACCAUCUUUGCUCUGUGCUCUCCUCAAGUGCUUUUGCCUGGCUGGAGCACAUCUUCGAUGCCUCUUGCUUCCCUGGAUGGAGAAGUGAGGGUGGUUGCGAGCGUGUAGAAACCUUGGCCUUUUCGCGUGGCUUGGAAUAUACUCUACUCUGUAAAGGAGGAGUGGCAUCUGUUGCUCCACCCACUUUUUUCCUAGCUUUGUCUGCCUUUGGCAUGUGGCCCCAAGGAGGUUGUCCACAGAGGAAUGCAACCCUCAGGGCUCAUCCCCUGUUUCAGUGGGAACAUAGUGCCCAUUGGAACUGAUAGGGCCAGAAAUCAGGGAGGUCAACAGUAGGGGGCACCAGAGUAAAUGGCUGGUGGAGCUAGAGCCAAUGGUGGAGCCAACUCAUUCUGGUUUUGUUCCCGUCCUCUCCCUGCUGAGUUCUACAAGGGCAGCACUAAGUACAAGGAGGCUGGUAUCCAGUGCUACACACUGGAAUGCCUGUAAGUAAGAAGGUAGGUAGGUGGGGGCUAGCUGAGGACAAACUGAGCUUGGUGGGGCAACGCCCCACUUGCCCUAUUAAACUAGUCUCUACUGCCUGUUUUUAUGCAUGGUGAGGUAUCCCAAGGUGACGGCUAAGGAUGACUCUUCAAUCAUGUACUUGGAAGUUUCUCCUUAAUUAUAUGGCAGGACGAUACAGUUGAUCUUGGCCCUUCAAAGGUGAGUGACCGUGUCUUGUUUUGCUCACCUGUAUGGGCUGCAACCAUGUCUAUGGUAGUUUUAACGGUAUCCCCAAGUGCAGAGAAGUGCAGCCACUAUUCAUUUUAAUCGACCUUUCUCAAGGUGUGUACUGGAAUUCAGGAAGCUGCUUAUAUCAGAUCAGACCAUUUUUCUGUCUACAAAAAAGAGUCAAGGUAAAAACACUCAAUUGUAGAUUAUACAAAUAUUCCAGCGGAUAAAAUAUACCCGACAGGCAAAUACUAAGAAUGCCUUCCUGUAUUCUACUUAUAGGCCAGAUGCCAAUUAAAAGUGAGUGCUCCUGAGAUUAUUCUGCCAGGCACGUUUCAACAUAACUUCUUCGGCAGCCAAACAUUCGUAAUCCAUAGGCUUCAGGGUGAAAAUGUCAUAACUGGAGCAGAUAUAAAACUUGUCCAAACUAAAGGCAUUUAAAUCACCUUUAGUUUCUAGUUGCAGUACAGACAUCCAAACAAGGAUGCCAAGUUUCAAAAAUCAUUAAGAAGCCAUAUUAACCCUUUGAAGUUGUAUUUUGAUAAGGAGAGUAGAACUGUUUUCUGUUUUUGUAUUUCUCUGUUUAACCCAAGUGUUGGGAACCUCAGACUUGGAGGGGGAAAUAUGUGGCCCUCCAGGCUUCCCUAUUUGGCCCUCGGAAGUCUCCCCAGGCCAUUGGCCCUACUUACACCCUGAGUGUUUUCCUCUGGCUGGAAUGUGUCUUUGAGCUCUGACAAUUCAAACCGCUUUUUCUACUACCAAGUGAUACAUAAAUUUUGUUAAAUAAAUUAAACAGUGCUUUCUGCUUUUCUGAAUGGAGGAUAGAGAGAGGUGUGUGUUUGUAUAUUGAAAGUAGCCUACCGUACAAAAGUAAAAUUUACUUUGUUGCUCCCUUGCCACACUUCUUCCUCUGGCCCUGCCCACCUCUGCUAUGUGGCCCUCCUAAUGUUGCUCAGAAGGGAAUGCAGCCCUUGAACAGGAAAAGAUCCCGCAGCUGUGGUCUAGCUUAGUAUUGUCUGUUCUGAUGGGCAGUGGCUCUCCAAGUCUCUCCCAUCAAUUGUUGUCUGGGGAAGGCAGGGAUGGAGCUGCUUCCUUCUGCAUAAGAAGCAAGGGCUCUUCUGCUGAGCUAUGGUCCCAGUGCACGUAUUGGUCUCUCGCAAACAAUGUCUUUGCCAUACCAAAGCCACAGUUGUUUUUCUGCUGUGGGUGGCGUUCUAUAAUGUGUGUGCUCAUC